Molecule: messenger RNA, 1174 nt
Organism: Magnolia sinica
Lineage: Eukaryota; Viridiplantae; Streptophyta; Magnoliopsida; Magnoliales; Magnoliaceae
Product: protein RKD3-like
Exons: 4
Coding region: 1-933 (310 amino acids)
Molecular function (GO): DNA-binding transcription factor activity
Source: RefSeq, a predicted model, not a curated record
AUGGAAAAGCAAUCACUGGAUAGCUGGCCUCUCUUUGAAGUAGUAGCUAAGGAAGAAGAGCCCUUUUGGUUCCAAUACCAGCAGCUGCUGGAUUUCAGUGGGGAGUCUCAUCUGAAUUGGCAAGCUGAAGUUCCUAUAAAGGAGGAUGUGUUUGGAGCUCCUCCAUUAAUGGAGAGCUUUGUUCAUGAACCUUGCUGUUCAUCCAUGGAGUUCUUGCCUGACCAUACAAACAUGUUGCCAGGUGCAGAUGAUUGGUACGAUUCCUUUGAUGGUGGGUUUGGAGUUUUGGAUGAUUUGAGUGUUAAACCUCAAGCAAAGAAAGAUAUGGUUUUUUGCAAUGAAGAAGAGAGUGGUGAGGAGUUGAAAGAGAGGAAGGAGGAAAGAUUUAGAGAGGAAGGUAUGGUGUUUUGCAAUGGAGAAGAGAUUAGUAGUGAGGAGCCAAAAGAGAUGAAGAUGGAAAGAGCCAGAGAAGAAGGUAUGGUGUUUUGCAAUGGAGAGGAGCUGAAAGAGAAAAAGGUGGAAAGAUGCAGAGAAGAUAGAAGCAUAAGCUUCAAAGAGCUAUCUCGUUAUUUUUACAUGCCCAUAACACAAGCAGCGAAGGAGAUGAACGUUGGAUUGACGCUGUUGAAGAAGAGGUGUAGGGAAUUGGGUAUUCCCAGAUGGCCCCACAGGAAGAUGAAGAGCUUACAAACGCUUAUCAAGAACGUCCAGGAAUUGGGGAGGGAGGAUGGAGAAGUAGGUGAAUCCCAGCUCAGGACUGCCAUAGAGGUGUUGGAGCAGCAGAAACGAAUGAUGGAGAAAAUCCCAGCCAUGGAAAUUGGGGAGAAAACGAAGAAGCUCAGACAAGCUUGCUUUAAGGCUAAUUACAAGAAGAAAAAGCUUAUGGGGAUGGUGGACUCACAGCCUAGUAGCUAUACAUGGAUGCAAGAUUGAAAGGGAAUUAUUUGAUCCUUGAUAUGGGGAUAUGCAUUGUAUUUGGGUUUUCAUGUGAAAGUGGGCUCCUUUUUCUUGUGAUGCAGACCAUGGGUUUGGUGGCCAAACACCAUGGACGGACCAUGUCCCCAAAUUCUCCUCAAUGGGUCGACUCUUAAUCUUUCUACAGAAAUGGUCUACCUUCAAAGAGAGACGGCCCCAAGAAUGGUGGCUAGGGUCUUCGACUACGGGUUCAUCUAAG